AUUCUUAUUUCAAGUAAUAUCGAAAUCGGAUUCAGAUUUCAGGUGUGAUCUUCCGUGCCUACUCCAUGCAUCAUAUAAAAACAGAUAUACACGCAAUCAAUUAAUCAAUCUUUGGCUUUUCUUCUCAUCCAUAUUCUUCGCAUACUACAUAAAAUUAAAUACCAGAGAGAUUAGACUAUAGACUAUAUGGAAGAAAUUACGGAGCAAUUUCGAAAACUCGAAACAGGGAGAUCAGAACAAGGAGAUGAAGAAAAUUUCAAAGGCCAGUCGAGUUCAAGCAUCCAACAAGUCGAGGAAAUAAUUGGAUAUAGUUUUAAAGACAAGAAGUUGCUAGAAGAAGCUUACACGGAUCCUUCCUGCACAAAAUAUGGUUCGAAAACCUCGUAUGAACGGCUUGAAUACAUAGGAGAUACAGUACUCAAUUUUCUCGUGGGGACAGAACAGUUUGCUCUGUAUCCUGAUUUGUCGCCGGGUGAGCUGACUCAGUUACGGUCCGCUAAUGUCAGCACCGAGAAACUCGCACGAGCUGCAGCUCAACAUGGGUUAUUCAGAUUCUUACGUCAUGAUAGGCCUCUGCUUGGUGCCCAAAUUGAAGAAUUCAUUAGCACUUUAUCGAAAUAUCAUUUGUCUUCGGUGGGAUUAAUUGAUGCACCAAAGACCCUUGCUAAUAUUGUUGAAUCAACUAUUGGAGCUGUGUUCCUUGAUAGUAACAAUUGUAAUGAAACCACCUCGAAGGUCAUUAAUAAGUUGUUGCAACCUAUAAUUACUCCAUCAACCGUGACAAGACAUCCAGUUACACUAUUAUUUGAAAUAUGUCAAAAGAGUGGAUUCAAUGUUGAAGUUCUUGAUACAUGGGAAGAAAAUGGACAAAUAGAAAUUAUCGUAGCAAAUACGUAUGUUGGAAGAGGACAAUACAAAAUUAGAAAAAUGAUUGCAUACAAUAGAGCUGCUGCAGAUGCAUAUAAUGACAUUGUAAAAAAAUCCAUAUAAAUGAUGGCUAAAUUCUUGAUUAUGCUUGAACUUUGUUUUUCCAUAUAUAUGGUUGUCACUAUCUUGAAUAAUUGAUAAAUAAGAAGUACAUAAAUCUUUGUAGUUAUGUUUUCAUUGAUGUACAACUCUUUAUUACCCAACUAAUUUCAUUAUGUAUGUUUUAGAUUUAAUAUUUUAACUUAUAUAUUACAGAGAACUCAUGAAAUGUCAAUUUUGACGUAUUUUUGUUAAUUGUUAACAUCCAAAUUAUUUUGGUUACACUCUUAAUUAAAUUUGACAGGAUAAGUUAAUGUUGAAAUUCAACUACAUCCAACUCAUUUUAUGCGAUAUUUGACUUUUUGGCAUGUCUUUGUAAAUGUCCUAUGUGCUAUAGCUUGUUCUGUGCAAAGUUUAAAGUUCCAUGGCCUUCUGAGAUUACAUGCAGGGAGUUUCAAAAGUUACAUAAUAAUGAGAGGGAGAUAGGAUAUUAUGUUCAUGCAACUUGCUAAGAAAAAGAAAGGACUGAAGGCUGCUUAGCCAUGAGAUGCAGAUGCGGACAUACAUUCUCUUACAACUGUGGUGCUUAUGUAUCCGAUCACUACUGUCCACACUGCAAGCAUUGAAUCAAGGUAGGAAAAGUACAUUUUGUUCUCAAGCUGAUGACAUUUGUUGUUUCUAAAGUACAAUGGCUUCUUAAAUUGAGCAAUAAUCAGCGGUAACUAUAGAAUUUUUUAUUGUGCAUGCUGAUAUUUUGAAUAAUCAAGAUUGAAUCUCUAUAAACCUCGACAUGUUUGUUCUGAAAUUUUCAAGUUUGAGCACUUGGUUGUUAAGUCACUAGAUUGCAGUAGUAGGAUCAUAAAUUGACAAAGUCUGUCUUAGACUCUUAGUUGGCAUUCUAUAUAAAAGGGGCAUUAAAUUCAUCUGAUCACUGAGCAUAAACUGAAGAAAUUUAUUUCUUUAGUAUAGCAGUACUUUAAGUAGGAUAUAACAGGACAGUUAAAAGAAAAACUUGUACACUGGCUACAUGAUAGUUUGAUAAAAUAUAGUAAUCUAUCUCCGCAGAUAUUCGGUACAGAUGCUACCAAAUCUCUAGAGGUUUUACAUUCAUCAAUUGAGAAGUAUUCAAUUAAUGAAGAUUAUAAUAGUUCGAUACUUAUUUUCUACCAUAUAUCUAAUUUCCAGAAUUUUCUUGAUUUUUUUAAUGAUUGCAAAUAUAUUUUGAUGUUAAUAAUUAUAUUAAACGAUUCUUGCUAAUUUCAUUAUUUCUUUCUCAGCAUCACAUCAAAAACGGUCUUUUGUGUGAUGAACUGUUAAUGACUUUGUUCAAGUGGUGAAACAGUGUGCUAUUCAGUUAUUGUGUCUAUUACUCUUGUAUCUGUAAGCGGAAACCUGAUAUUUGAUUUUGUAUGACUAAAAUAUCUCAAUCACCUUUACAGUGAGGGUAGAAGUUGGAUAAAGCUCACUUUCAUAAUUUCUCAAAGAGAAUUUUCUGGAAAUGUCCUCUUGUUGGUACUUGGGGAUUGUAUAAUUAUGUGUUUUUGUAAAUUUUUAUACAUCAAUGGAAAGAAGUGUUAUGAAGUGUAAGGAACUGUCGAUGCCUUUGUUUAA
Messenger RNA from Daucus carota subsp. sativus, 2577 nucleotides. RefSeq names its product ribonuclease 3-like protein 3. Bases 187 to 990 code for a protein of 267 amino acids. Gene Ontology annotation, cellular component: cytoplasm; nucleus. NCBI's taxonomy places the organism in Eukaryota, Viridiplantae, Streptophyta, Magnoliopsida, Apiales, Apiaceae. Gene Ontology annotation, molecular function: ribonuclease III activity; RNA binding. The transcript has 4 exons. The record is from RefSeq and is a predicted model, not a curated record. Gene Ontology annotation, biological process: siRNA processing.